AUGAGCCAUCGAAAAUUUGAACAUCCACGUCAUGGAAACUUAGGCUUCUUGCCUAAAAAACGAGCUCGCCGUCAUCGUGGAAAAGUAAAAUCAUUUCCAAAAGAUGAUCCCAAAAAACCAGUUCAUCUUACUGCUUUUCUUGGUUACAAAGCUGGUAUGACCCAUAUCGUUCGUGAAGUCGAUCGACCAGCUUCAAAAUUAAACAAAAAGGAGACAGUUGAAGCUGUUACAAUUAUUGAGACUCCACCAAUGGUUAUCGUCGGUGUUGUCGGUUACAUCGUUACACCACGCGGUCUCCGUGCAUACAAGACCAUCUAUGCUCAACACUUAAAUGAAGAAUGCCGUCGUCGUUUCUACAAGAACUGGUAUGCUUCGAAACGAAAAGCCUUCAGCAAAUAUUCGAAGAAAUGGGACGAUGAAGCCGGUAAAAAAGCCAUCGAAAAUGACUUCAAACAGAUGACCAAAUACUGCAAAGUCAUCCGUGUCUUGGCACACACACAAGUAAAAUUACUCCGUAAACGACAAAAGAAAGCGCACAUUAUGGAAAUUCAAUUGAACGGUGGUACUGUUGAACAAAAAAUUGCCUAUGCUCGCGAACAUUUGGAAAAACAAGUACCAAUCACUCAAGUCUUCUCCAAAGACGAAAUGAUUGAUACCAUAUCGGUUACCAAAGGUCGUGGUUUCAAAGGUGUUACAUCACGUUGGCAUACACGAAAAUUACCACGUAAAACACACAAAGGUUUACGAAAAGUCGCUUGUAUUGGUGCAUGGCAUCCGGCUCAUGUCUCUCGUUCCGUUGCACGCGCUGGUCAAAAAGGUUACCAUCAUCGUACCGAGAUCAACAAGAAGAUCUACCGCAUUGGUGACGCCAUCCAAGUUAAAGAUGGAAAAUCAGUUAAAAACACCGGUUCAACUGACCACGAUCCAACAGAGAAAACAAUUAAUCCAAUGGGUGGCUUUCCUCAUUAUGGUGAAGUACGUCAAGAUUUCAUCAUGAUUAAAGGUUGCUGCAUUGGUCCAAAGAAACGACCUAUUACAUUACGUAAAUCAUUGAUUCUUAAUCCUAAACGUUCACACCGUGAACAAAUCGAUUUACGUUUCAUCGAUACAUCGUCGAAAUUUGGUCAUGGUCGAUUUCAAACUCACGAAGAGAAGCGCAACUUUAUGGGUCCACUCAAGAAACAUCGUCUUCAAGAGGAACAACAAGCCCAACCAACAACAACAACAGCAACAUCGCAAUCUCAAUCUGCAUAG
This is a messenger RNA of Adineta ricciae, 1254 nucleotides long. NCBI's taxonomy places the organism in Eukaryota, Metazoa, Rotifera, Eurotatoria, Adinetida, Adinetidae. The record is from the annotation of a GenBank genome assembly.